Molecule: messenger RNA, 837 nt
Organism: Cantharellus anzutake
Lineage: Eukaryota; Fungi; Basidiomycota; Agaricomycetes; Cantharellales; Hydnaceae
Exons: 3
Coding region: 1-837 (278 amino acids)
Source: RefSeq, a predicted model, not a curated record
AUGCUGAAUCACAUUGGCAAAGCACGGUGCCAUGAAUUACAGCAGAAAAGGAGCAAGGAUGCAGGGUCCCGAGCACAAGCUACAUUAAUGGCAUUGUUUUUCAAAAAAAAAGAGUCUGUGCACCCCUGCAUAUUUCCCCCAGUUCUGCUCCGGAGUGCAACCCCCCACUCACCCACCCAUUCAUUCCCACCCCUAACCCCUGCAUUGCAGUGCAAUCCUCAGGCAUGUACAGAAGAACUCCAGACACUUCCUGACCAACUAGAUAAAGGAUCUGAUUCAGCAUCGCCCUUGUCAAGACUAAGAGACAUUGCUGUGCACCUACCUGACACCAUCCCCCUCGCAAUUUCCUCAGAUUGCAUCGCAGCUCUUGCUGGAGACCCUAAAGAGAUAGUGGCUGUUCAACAGUUGGAAGAGCCCAACGAAGACCCAUAUGAGUGGUUGGAUAAAAUGCUGAACGGUAUUUGCAGUGAAUAUGCAAAGCGAAAUGGAUUGUUGCCUUCAGCGAUAAGAUGGGGGCCAAUGGGGCUACCAGGACUGUGUAACACACUCCAGUUCUUUGUUGGCCAUGGGUUUGCUUCUGAAGAAAUUUUGGAGACACGGAUCAAUAACUUGAUUGAGGAAGCCAAAAAAGUAGUUCCUACAGUGUCUCAGCCUCAGUUAUUAGCACCUUCCUCAGUGCUGCAAGAGAAAACUUCUCCCAUCCAGCACACACCUCUCCUACUGCAACCUAGAACACAACUUCAGCCAAUCUUUGUGGAGUCUGACGAGGAUAGUGACUCGCCACUCCAGGAAAAAAUGCAUAUCUUGACUGGCCAUGGAAGGAACAAGCGGAGUUAG